CCUGGGUUCAGACUUGACAUGCUUGGUUCCAAAUGGACGUUUCCACUGCCACCAAACUUCUUCAAAUGCCCUGCGCUCAGCGACGACGACGCCAACCACUUAGUCUCUGUGGGCGAAGCUGCAUGCAUUCAAGUGGUCCGGAACGCCCGGCUACAACAUGGACCCAUUCGAUGGAGCCUGCAGUCUCAAUCCAAAGGCGUGGAAAUCUACUUGGGCGACGAUCCCAAAGCUUCGGUGGGGGUGUCUACCUGGUGCGGCGUAACCGAGAUUCCUGGCACGAUUGAGGAAAUCGCGACCAUGUUCAUGUCCAACACCACAGAUGAAUACCGCAACUACUGCCGCCUCUUUGCCAAGGACUACAUGGAUGCCGUGAACUUGUACAACAUUGCGUCUCCCACGCCGUCCCAGCCGCUGCGUUCGAUCAACGUCAAGUGGAUCGCCCAACAAAGCCCGAUUCCGGCCAUCGUCAAGCACCGCGACUGGUGCUUCCUUGAGAGCUGUUACGAAUUCGACGUCGACGGCACGAGGGGAUGGGUCCAAGCGUACAAGUCGACCAAGAUGCUGCAAUGUCCCGACCUGCAAUCCACGUUUGGCGUCGUCCGAGCCGAGCAUCACUUGAGCGGCUUUGUGUUUUUUCAAUCCAACGACCGCCCUGGCUACAUUCGAGUCGUCAGCACGUGGCAGGUCAACGUCAAAGGCAAAGUGCCGCGGUGGAUCUUCAGUCGCAGCAUCAAGAUGCGGUGUUUCGCAUUACGAGACCUCCACGCGUCGAUACAAGAGACACGGUUGCGCCACGUCAUGUCCGAGUCACUGCUGCCCAUCCAUCGCCUCAUUCCGUUCGAACUACGCUCCCGGUGCUUUAUAUGCCAAAUCAAGUUUGGCAUGGUGUUUACGCCCAAGUACAAUUGUCGCGGAUGCGGCGAGGUGGUGUGUCGAAAAUGCUGCCAGCGGUGGAAUCGAACGACAAUGAACGUGUGCGUAUGUGUGGUGUGUACAAUGGGCUCGCUCAAGCGGGGAGACGUCGAAGGACCGCCGAUUGUGCAGAACCCGAGAGUGCUGCUACUUGGGACGACGAAUCCCCUGGACGAGUCUCUCGGCGGAGACAUGGGCAGGCACAUGGUGCCCGUGCUGGAGGACGACUACGAUUCUGACGAGAAGGAUGUCGUGGUGCUUGCCGAUGGCCGCGACAGAGGCUAUGGGAACUCGAGUCCGAGGUUUUCGCGGCGGAGGCCAUGAGUGGUUCGAACAUCUAUUCUGGUACUCGCAUUGUAUAAAUGGAAUGCAAUCUGUGUAAUGUUUGCUGCGAUUGCAAUUAUUCAUAGGUGGAACGACUGCCGCCAAACUCUAGCAAAAUAUACUUUUUCUUUUGUAAUAAUAAUAAAAUAAAACCCUC
Molecule: messenger RNA, 1393 nt
Organism: Aphanomyces astaci
Lineage: Eukaryota; Oomycota; Saprolegniomycetes; Saprolegniales; Verrucalvaceae
Exons: 4
Coding region: 19-1236 (405 amino acids)
Molecular function (GO): lipid binding; metal ion binding
Source: RefSeq, a predicted model, not a curated record